Molecule: messenger RNA, 543 nt
Organism: Penicillium cosmopolitanum
Lineage: Eukaryota; Fungi; Ascomycota; Eurotiomycetes; Eurotiales; Aspergillaceae
Exons: 1
Coding region: 1-543 (180 amino acids)
Source: RefSeq, a predicted model, not a curated record
AUGUCCUCCACCAACAAACCAGAGAUUCUCCUUCUCUCCCUUUCAUACAUUGACUUCUUCGAUGAGACUUACGCAUCGCUCCUCAACCGCCUUCUCGAGGUAUUCCACGUGAAGCGUGUAAAAAACGCCACUGCCGCUCUCCGUGAGCUUUCCAACAGCACCUUUAAAGUCAUAAUCAUCACAGACGAGGGCCUUACUGAGCCUGCAAACCGAGAAGUCCUGGCGAAGGUCAAAACCUACAUCGAAGGCGGUGGUCUUGCUAUUGUUGGCCUGCACUUCCCCAACUUUAUUACCUUGGAUCGGAUGGACGGAUUCUUCAAGGAAUUUGAUCUCCCUUGGAAGAGAGGUGACUAUCGCCGCACGAUCUUUCAGUUUGUGCCAUCUAGCAUCUUUCCAACGAGUCUCAACCUUGCCUCAGUGCCCGAGCCAUACAGCAUGAAGGUUGUCCAUAUUGCGAAUGCUAGAACCCAGGAGAAAAUCUUUGUUCCUACUCCUGGUGCUUUGACACAGAUUCGUGUUUUUCCCACCGGGCCAUGUAGAUGA